CCAGCACUUAUGGCGGCGUUGUGGUGAUGCUGGACCAGAGGCUGCAAAUGCGUCGCAGAGUUCGUUGUUGAGUACCAGGAGUAGUUUGCCAAAAACGAUGAAGGCGCAGUCGUGUUGGGAGGGCUGCUGCUCUGAGGCAGGAUUCUUUUCAUCAAGGCUCAGCUGAGGAGGUCGUCUGAUGGUCAGUGAACUUUGAAAGUGUGAAAUUCAGUGAUGCUAGAGGAUGAAAUAGUGGGAUACUUGUCAAGAAUAGCUUCAAAGUCAUUUGGAAAAUGAAGGAGGUUCCUCUAGAGAAUGCACAAGUCAUCAAAUUUCUGGAUGGUCAGAGCAGCUGCUAUUUGGAUCUUCCCAGUGCUCAACGACAUGAAAAUGAUUCACAAUGACAGGACACAGAUGGAUAACAAAGGAAUCCCCAGAAUUCCCUGUGUCAUCUGCACGGCCUGCCUGAGAAAGAAUUCAGAGAGGUCUGCAAGGUCCCGCUCCCCUCAUUGUUGAUUCAGUGGCACACACACCCCCACCCAGGAGCCAUAAAUGGAAGCAGCCCUUUGUGAGAGGGGAGUGGAGCAGAUUUACUGUGGAUGGUCCCCCGACAAAGGACCAAGCCACUGUCACAACAGGACCAGGAUCAGCUGCUUGCACUUUCACACAUGCACUAGGCAGCGUCCCGUGUGCGGUGCUGUACCUCUGGGUGACCGCCGGGGGCGCGGUGGAGCAGAGGCGCACAGCCCGGUGGGGACCCCCAGCCGCUGCAGCCGCCCUCAGUCACACGGCACCGGGCAGAGCGGAGAGCAGCAGCGGGGUCAGGGGCUCUCAACUUUGGACUAUAACCGGACAUAUCUGGAACAGGUGCGCUGCGAUGAUGCUGCUGCUGGGAGGACCCUCUGCCGCUCCUGCUGCACUUUUAUUUUAUUCCUAUUUUCUGGAGACAACUCUGGUGCUCGCCUUCAACCUGGACACCGGUCAUGUCAUCAGGAAGGACGGGGAGCCGGGCAGCCUGUUCGGGUUCUCCCUGGCCAUGCACCGGCAGCUCAACCCGGAUAAAAGACUGCUGUUGAUUGGUGCGCCCAGAGCUCGAGCUUUGGGAAAACAAAAAGCCAACAUCACUGGAGGCCUUUAUAAAUGUGAAAUCACCCAGUCCAAUGAUUGUGAGCGCGUUGAAUUUGAUAAUGAAGAGAACGUGCGUACUGAGAACAAGGAGAAUCAGUGGAUGGGUGUGACGGUUCAGAGUCAGGGACCUGGAGGAAAGAUAGUGACUUGUGCUCAUCGCUACCAGCGGCGCUUGUUUGUGGACACCCCUCAGGAGUCCCGGGACAUCACCGGGCGCUGUUACGUCCUGAGCCAGGACCUGACCAUCAACGAGCACUCUGAUGAGGACGGAGGCAACUGGAACUUCUGCGAGGGCAGAGCCAGAGGACAUGAAAUGUUUGGGUCUUGUCAGCAGGGUUUGGCAGCCACUUUCACCAAAGACUACCAUUACGUCGUGUUUGGAGCACCAGGAGCUUACAACUGGAAAGGCAUUGUGCGAGUGGAACAAAAGAACAACACUUUGCUUGAGAUGGGAGUUUAUGAUGAUGGCCCGUACGAAGUCGGAGAUGAGCAUCAGUUGAACCCUGAGCUCGUGCCUCUACCUGCCAACAGCUACCUCGGAUUCUCCCUCGAUUCGGGACACAGAAUCACCAGGGGUCGUGACCUGACGGUGGUGGCUGGAGCGCCCAGAGCCAAUCACAGUGGAGCGGUGGUCCUGUUGAGGAAAGAGAGCGACAUCUCCAGCAGACUAUUGGUGGAGCACACCUUGUAUGGGCCGGGACUCGCUUCCUCCUUUGGAUAUGACGUAGCCGUUGUUGACCUGAGCGGUGAUGGAUGGCAAGACAUAGUUGUUGGGGCUCCUCAGUUCUACAUGAAGGAUGGAGACGUUGGAGGAGCUGUUUACGUCUACAUCAACCAGGCGGGAAGGUGGGACAGAAUCACUCCUGUGCGUUUGAACGGGACCAAAGACUCCAUGUUUGGACUGGCAGUGGAGAACAUUGGAGACAUCAAUCAAGACUCAUAUGAAGACAUCGCAGUCGGAGCUCCUUAUGAUGACAGCGGGGCGGGAAAAGUCUACAUUUAUCAUGGCUCUGCAGAGGGAAUCAAAACCAGCCCUGCUCAGAUCCUCUCAGGAACACCGCACAACAUGAGACUGUUUGGAUAUUCUCUGGCAGGGAACAUGGACCUGGACAGUAACUCUUACCCAGACGUGGCUGUCGGCUCUCUGUCGGACUCGGCUCUAAUCUACAGGGCUCGGCCGGUCAUUAGCAUCAGUAGGGCUGUCAAAGUAUCUCCACAGGAAAUUGACCUCGCUAUUAAAACCUGUGGGAGCAGCAUUUGCUUCACUGUGGAGGCAUGCUUCUUCUACGAAGCAAAACCUGCAUCUUACAGCCCGAGACUCACAAUCAGCUAUACCGUCGAGGCAGAUGGAGAACGCAGGAAACAGGGGCUGCCCUCCAGAGCUAUGUUCAACAAAUCCCACACCGACGUGGACUACCAGUUUAACGGCACCUUGGACCUCCGCGGCCAAAAACAGAAAGCAUGCAUCAAUAUCGUCACCAAACUGAAGGACAAUAUCAAGGACAAGAUGCGCAGCAUUCCCAUCGAGGUGUCUGCAGAAAUUGUGAGUACUAAACGACAGAAGGUGAGGAACGGCCUCCCUCCACUGAUGCCCAUAUUGGACUCCUCCCAGCCGAGCAAAGACGUCAUUGAGGUCAACUUUGUAAAAGAGGGAUGUGGAAGCGAUCAUGUUUGCCGGAGUAACCUGAAGAUGGAGUACAAACUGUAUUACAAACCAAACAACCAGGAAAAUUACACAGAGUUAUUACCCACCAAGAAAAGCAUCCCCGUGUUUCACCUGAACUACGAGAAGAAGGACCUGGCUAUUUGGGUGAGGGUCAACAACAUGAACGGCGACGACGCUUACGAGGCGAAGCUGGUGGGCACCUUCCCCGAUGGGGUGUCGUAUUCUGGAGUCCGCUCACAGCAAACAACGGCGGAGAAGCCGAUCAUCUGCACAGCCAAUCAGAACGGCUCUCAGGCAGACUGUGAGCUGGGGAAUCCUUUUAAGAGCAACUCCACGACUACAUUUUACAUCAUCCUGAGCACUUCUGGUAUGACGCUGAACACCACGGAGAUUGACAUUGACCUGCAGCUCCAAACGACAAGCGUGCAAGACAACCUUGCUUCCGUUAAAGUAAAGGUUAAAGUAAUCAUUGAAUUGCCGUUAUCUGUCUCUGGCGAGGCCAACCCUAAUCAGGUGUCCUUCGGAGGUGUCGUGAAAGGUGAAAGUGCCAUGAAGACAGAAGAAGAGAUUGGAAGUUUGAUUAACUACACAUUCAGAAUAAACAACGUGUGGAAAACUCUGACGCAUCCUGUCAAAGCCUCGCUGCGCAUUCAGUGGCCCAAGUUUAAUAAACAUGGGAAGUGGCUUCUGUACCUGGUGAAGAUCUCCUCUCCUGGACCGCAGGAGAUCCUCUGCUCCCCAGAGUCUGAGAUCAACUCUCUCAAACACAUCCGGGAGUCGUCUGCGUCCAGGACCAAACGAGAAAUUGGAGAGAGGAAACCUGUCAGCAAAAUGUCGUCACUGUCGGGCAAAAAUAAAGUACUGUCAUGUGGCAAGGACAUCCAAUGUGUGGAGCUCAGUUGCCCUCUGCAGGGCCUCGACGGUACAGCAGUUGAGCUGAGGUCUCGCCUCUGGAACUCGACCUUUAUUGAGGAUUACGCCUCUCUCUCAUACUUGGAAAUCGUUGUGAAGGCCUCACUCGUCUUGCAGGGUCAGCCUAACAACAUGAUCCUGAGAACUCCUGACACUGAAGUGAAAGUGACAGUGACUUCAGAGGGUGCCGUGGCACAGCACACCGGAGUUCCCUGGUGGAUCAUCCUGGUGGCUGUUCUUGCAGGCAUCUUGAUUUUGGCUUUGUUGGUGUUUCUUCUCUGGAAGUGUGGAUUCUUCAAACGCUCCAAGCGUGACGACAGCGUGCCGCGUUACCACGCCAUUAGGAUUAGAAAGGAAACCCCCGAGUACAAAGACGGCACAGUGAAGCUUGAUGCUUUCGAGAGGAAGCAGUGGAUGACCUCUUGGAUUGACAAUGAAAGUUACUCAUAAAAAAAUCGUCAAGCCUCAGUGAUUUAAAAAAAAAAAAAUGAUCGUAGGUAAUCCUUUUCAGGAAUUAGUCUGGUUCAUGUCUUUGGAUUUUUACACUGUAUAGAUGAUGAAAUGUUGUUUGUAUAUUUUGUAUAUAUUGAAAUUCUUCUGCACACUGUAUAUUUAUUUUUUGAUAAAAAAUAAUGUCAUGCAGCCAAAGAGUUUUUUUUUUUCAGUCUUAUGUUUGCCUGCAGCGGAUCAACACAGGGCAGUGUUGAACACUGUGUGUCUGUGGAGUUGUACUGUCUUACUAAAAAGUCUAUGCAAGGAAGGUACAGCCAGCUUAGUGUCACGUGAAUGUAAAUCUGUACAUUUGUUGUAGCGAUUUAUGCGUCUAGUUCAGCGCUUUCAGACAAAACAACUUCGUCUUUGGAAUGACAUGUAGGUACAAUAAUUAAAGAUGUAUAACUGAGCGUUUAAAAGCCAGUUGAGGGAAUUUUUCCCACAUUUGCUCUUCACCUCUUCUCACUACUGUGGCAUUCAGGUAGCAUCCACUGUACUGUAGGUCGUCACUGAAGUAACUCCUUCUGUUCAGUGUAAGGAAUCCAAAGGGACACUGGUGAAAAGUAGCUGAAAUGUGUGUUAUAUAGAUUUAAUUCAAUGUCAAUGUCUUACGUGUCGAAUUGUAUAAUAAACACCAUUUUUAAACACUGGGUUA
This is a messenger RNA of Acanthopagrus latus (yellowfin seabream), 4832 nucleotides long. It is a transcript of the gene itga6a, whose product is annotated as integrin, alpha 6a. NCBI's taxonomy places the organism in Eukaryota, Metazoa, Chordata, Actinopteri, Spariformes, Sparidae. Gene Ontology annotation, biological process: cell adhesion mediated by integrin; integrin-mediated signaling pathway; cell-cell adhesion. Gene Ontology annotation, molecular function: integrin binding. The transcript is spliced from 30 exons. The record is from RefSeq and is a predicted model, not a curated record. Gene Ontology annotation, cellular component: integrin complex; external side of plasma membrane. The coding region runs from base 857 to 4135 and encodes 1092 amino acids.